Messenger RNA from Debaryomyces hansenii CBS767, 339 nucleotides. RefSeq lists its product as uncharacterized. The coding region runs from base 1 to 339 and encodes 112 amino acids. The transcript has a single exon. The record is from RefSeq and is a predicted model, not a curated record. Lineage: Eukaryota; Fungi; Ascomycota; Pichiomycetes; Serinales; Debaryomycetaceae.
AUGCCCUAUACUAAAGCAGAGAAGGCGAAGCUUAUACAAUAUAUAAAGAACCAUGCUGAUAAAAGAUUACAGACUUUGAAUAGUGAAUCAGACAGAAUAGCUGAAGUAUGUGAGAAUAAAGUCCUAAGAAGAUUAAACUCUGUUAGUGUAACGCUAUGGAAUAUAAAGCUAAAAGAUGUGCUAGAGAUAGAAAGACAUCAUAAGCCUACAAUAAAAGGUUUGCUUAAGGAUAUACGACUGUUACAGGAGAAUUCAACCUCUAACUCUAAUAGUAGCACUAAUAUUUCAUAUAACAUCAGAAACCGAACUACAUCGAAUGGGAAGAUCAGCAAACCCUAA